Molecule: messenger RNA, 1345 nt
Organism: Cyprinus carpio (common carp)
Lineage: Eukaryota; Metazoa; Chordata; Actinopteri; Cypriniformes; Cyprinidae
Product: short-chain dehydrogenase/reductase family 16C member 6-like
Exons: 4
Coding region: 358-1032 (224 amino acids)
Cellular component (GO): lipid droplet
Molecular function (GO): oxidoreductase activity, acting on the CH-OH group of donors, NAD or NADP as acceptor
Source: RefSeq, a predicted model, not a curated record
CGAUUCAGUUCAAUUUUUGAACCGCCUCGACCGGUUAGUUCAUGCGAACCGGCUCAAAAGAAUGUUUCGUUCAAGAACCGAACAUCACUAUCCCGUAGAUCUACUUCGCUGUCUGAACUAGGUAAAAUCUAGUUAACCAUUAUUAGUGAAAUAGUGUGUUUGGCGUCCGUCUAUAGUCUCUCCACAAGUUUGAAGAGGAUAGUAAACGUCAGUUUGUGCGAGUCCUAACGUUAGUCGUCUUUGGUUCAUGUUAAUUUGAAGGACAAAUAUUUAUUUACCGACUGCGAUCUGAACGAGAACAACCCACCAUCCGGGAACUUUGUAUCUCACACAAGAAGGUCACCUGCAAAUCUCAAAAUGAACUUUCUCUUGGAGACUCUUCGGUUGAUAGUGUUAACCAUCUACUAUCACAUGGAAGCCUUCAUAAAAUUAAUCGUUCCUCAGAGAAAGAAAGACGUGUCUGGGGAGAUUGUGCUCAUUACUGGGGCAGGUAGUGGUAUUGGCAGACUGAUGGCCCUCGAGUUUGCCCCACUGGACGUCUCACUGGUGCUUUGGGACAUUAAUGUGGAUGGUUUGAAGGAAACUGCAAAGCAGGUUAAAGAAAAAGGACCAUCAAGGGUACAUUACUACCAGUGCGACUGCAGUGAUAGAGAAGUGGUCUACCAAGUGGCAGAUCAGGUAAAAAGUGAAAUUGGCGAUGUCACCAUACUAAUAAACAAUGCUGGCAUUGUCAGUGGUAAGAGGUUCAUGGACACUCCUGACGCACUUGUUGAGAAGACACUCAGAGUUAAUGCAAUGUCCCACUUUUGGACUUAUAAAGCAUUUCUGCCUGCCAUGACAGAUAAGAACCAUGGACAUCUGGUCAGUGUUGCUAGUUCUGCAGGCUUGAUAGGUGUCAAUGGACUGGCAGGUAAUGGAUUGACCUGUGUCCUCUUAUCUUUUACGCAACUGCUAUCUUGCCUGAUGAGCUUUUGGAACGGUAAAAAAUUCCUCCAGGACUUUGAGGCCAAUAAACAUGUUUGGCAGGCAUAAAUGUUUUUAAAAGUUUCGCAGCAGACAUGAAUGAACAUUCUUACUUAAUACACAACACAGUCUUUUCAUGUUUAACCCUUUUUAGCCCGAGGUGUUCCCGCAUGAAAAAAUUCAUAAUCAAAUUACUAAGCAACCCCUGAAUGGAAUAACAAAAAUUAAGUAUAAUUUUAAAGCUUAGAAUCUCAGCUUUUUAAUGAAUGUAAUUGCGCUGAGCACUGAGCAGUCCCUCUAAACUGUUUUUAUUUAUUUAUUUAUUUAUUUUUUUUAUGCCAUUUACUCUAAAGCCCUAUUCGACGGUAAUUGUUUCUGGGGG